AUGGGAGAUGCACCGCCUCCGCCUCCCGCCACUAAUGGCGUGAAGAAACAAGGGUGGGGAGCCCCCCCGAGCAAGAAAACCCCACUGAACGUCGAAGAACUAGUGAAAGCAAAGAGGGCGGCGGACUUGGCGGCUAGCAAGCCCAAAUUCAUAAGUAAAGCCGAGAGAGAGCGCAUUGCCUUGGAAAAACGGGCUAAGGAGGUUGCUGCAGCCUCGACUGCUGUCAAAACCAAUGGCUAUGGAGACGCUCCAACGGAGAAGGACUUGAAGCACACAAACGGCAACAAGGAUAUUCGGAAUGGUCAUGGCUACAGCAAUGGCUACUCGAACGGCCACGACGCCCUCCCAAAGGGCCCAAGAGCAGACCGUGAUCGCGAACACAUCCCCAGCGGUCCAGCAGCAAUGCGGAAACAUGGUCGCCCGUCAGAUCUCAGUCCACCCGCUCCGCCCAAGCCCAUCGCUUUUGGUGCAGGAGAUUCCAAGAAGAAAGCUAGCGACGCCGAGUCCUUCGAGAAAGAGCAGGAAGAGCUGCGCAGAAGGAGAUAUUUGGGUCCGGAGCACAACAUAUCCACCUUCUCGGCGAGCAAGAAGCGGAAACGGACAACAGACAAGAAGUUCAACUUCGGCUGGGACGAGGACGAAGACACCUCAGCACCCAACGACACGUGGCUAGAUUCAAAGAUGCAGACCUCAUUCUUCGGCAGAGGUCGUCUGGGAGGCUUCGACGACACGGUCGCGCAAGAGAACGCCAAAGCAUAUGCCGCAGCUCUCGAGGCACGUGACAAGGAAACCGGAGCCGCACGCGCCAAAGAAUUCCUAGAACAGGAACGAAGACGCCGAGAGCACUCCCACCGCAUGGCUAUCGACGUGCACUGGAGCAAGAAAGAUCUGAACCAGAUGCGCGAACGUGACUGGCGUAUAUUCAAAGAGGACUUCAACAUCGCCACCAAAGGCGGCGCCAUCCCUAACCCGAUGCGCAACUGGCAAGAGUCCAACCUGCCCUCCCGACUCCUCAACAUCAUCGACGAGAUCGGCUACAAAGACCCCUCAGCCAUUCAACGCGCCGCCAUCCCCAUCGCCAUGCAGAACCGCGACCUCAUUGGCGUUGCCGUCACCGGCUCCGGAAAGACCGCCGCCUUCCUCCUCCCUCUCCUAGUCUACAUCUCCGAGCUGCCCCGCCUGGACGAAUCCGAAUGGCGCCGCUCAAACGGUCCCUACGCCAUUGUCCUCGCCCCGACCCGCGAACUGGCUCAACAAAUCGAGCUGGAAGCCCGCAAGUUCUGCGGCCCGUUGGGCUUCAAUGUCGUCUCCAUCGUCGGAGGUCACUCCAUCGAAGAACAAGCCUACAACCUCCGCAACGGCUGCGAAAUCAUCAUCGCCACGCCCGGUCGGCUUGUAGACUGUAUUGACCGCCGCAUCAUCGUGUUGGAACAGUGCUGCUACGUCAUCAUGGACGAAGCCGAUCGCAUGAUUGACCUAGGGUUCGAAGAGCCCGUGAACCGCAUCCUCUCCGCUUUGCCAGUUGGCAAUGAGAAACCCGACACGGAUGCUGCAGAAAACGCCCGCGCCAUGUCCGCCCACCUUGGCGACCGGGAGCGCUAUUGGCAAACAAUGAUGUACACGGCCACUAUGCCCGCUGCCGUUGAGCGGAUAGCACGCAAAUAUCUCCGAAGGCCCGCUAUUGUCACCAUCGGCAACGUGGGCGAAGCAGUCGACACAGUCGAGCAACGCGUCGAGUUUGUGUCUGGAGAAGACAAACGUAAACACCGCCUCAAGGACAUCUUGCGCGGCUUUCCUGCACCGAUCAUCGUCUUCGUCAAUAUCAAGCGCAACUGUGAUGCCGUCGCUCGCGAUGUCAAGCAAAUGGGCUACAACGCCGUCACCUUACACGGCUCAAAGACACAAGAACAGCGUGAAGCUGCGCUGCUCUCCCUCCGCGAAGGGCGUUCCGACGUGCUCGUCGCCACAGACUUGGCUGGUAGAGGUAUCGAUGUUCCCGACGUCAGCUUAGUAGUCAACUUCAACAUGGCGACAAACAUAGAGUCCUACACGCACAGGAUAGGAAGAACUGGCAGAGCAGGCAAGACGGGUGUCGCGAUUACAUUCUUGGGACCCGAGGAUAAUGAUGUGUUGUAUGACUUGAAGAUGAUGUUGGGUAAAAGCGAGCGGUCGAGGGUGCCGGAAGAGUUGAGACGGCAUGAGGCUGCGCAGCGGAAGGGUGCUGGAAGGGGUGCUGGGAAGGGUGGCGCGGGGGAGAAGGCGAUUGAAAAUUGA
This is a messenger RNA of Cyphellophora attinorum, 2274 nucleotides long. Its product is annotated as Pre-mRNA-splicing ATP-dependent RNA helicase PRP28. Gene Ontology annotation, biological process: mRNA splicing, via spliceosome. Gene Ontology annotation, molecular function: ATP binding; RNA helicase activity; RNA binding. The transcript has a single exon. Lineage: Eukaryota; Fungi; Ascomycota; Eurotiomycetes; Chaetothyriales; Cyphellophoraceae. Bases 1 to 2274 code for a protein of 757 amino acids. The record is from RefSeq and is a predicted model, not a curated record. Gene Ontology annotation, cellular component: catalytic step 2 spliceosome.